Molecule: messenger RNA, 2411 nt
Organism: Hypoxylon trugodes
Lineage: Eukaryota; Fungi; Ascomycota; Sordariomycetes; Xylariales; Hypoxylaceae
Exons: 5
Coding region: 478-2064 (528 amino acids)
Source: RefSeq, a predicted model, not a curated record
ACACCUGGUUCGCUCAUCUCACCGCGUCCUCGACAGCAGUACGUAUGCCAUGUGUACCGACUUCAUCGGCUCCAUACCUGAUUGACCGCGUGUUUUGUCGACUAACAUAUCAAAUCUUCGUGCUUUGAUAGGCUUAUCCUACCCUGAAAUUCCCUGGUUUUUCUUUCGCCGGAUUUUCCUUGCGUAUCUUUUUGCUAUUUCUUUUCUAUCUUCGCAUUGCGCGCCCGUGCGUCGCUAUCCGGAUCAUCCAAUCUUAUGGGAUUAUGUGUGCUCAAUCGUCACUAUCUGGUCCUACUCCCUUGGAUAGUCAAUUUAUAUAGGACACUUACAGCUUGGUUUGAACAAAGUUGUGCCAUGCUGAAGCCAUUUCAUUUGUACUUGAUUUCAGGCGCAUCUUCGUGAUUUUCUCCGCCGGCUAGUGGAAUACAGAACACUAACCUCAACUUCAGUGACUACAGCUCUUAUUCCCAAGGAAACAUGCUUGCCAAUUCCAACGGAUCUUUUCUUUACUCUCAGACGGGACAUACAGACCUCCAUAGUUCAGUAUGGGAUACAACAGCAGAAGGAACACAGAACUUCAAUGGAGAGGAUGAUUUCCAUUUUUCAUAUGGCCAAAUUACUCCCAGAGGACAGGACCAGAAUGAAGCCGUGGAUGACAUGACCAACAAGUGGAUUGCUACGGGGCAAGCCCAAGCUCCCGCCGCAGAGCCCAUGCGACGGAUCAGCUCGCGAGGCUCCUCCGGAAGCCACAAGAACAGAACUAUCAAAGCUCCCGCACACAAGAGUCGGCCGAGGCUGCUCUCUACCGUGUCGCACAUGUCCAAUUUUGACAUGACAGGUAAUCCACAGAUGGACGCGUAUCUCUUCCAGGAUUCGGAUGCCCAUUCGGUAUCCUCUCAGAUGUUCUACCCAACAUUGCCCAUGAGCGUAGGCUUGUCCUCGGAUGGACUCCCAUACUCUCCCGCCGUGCUCACGCCGGGAAUGACACAGCAGCACAUCGACCCUACCCAGAUGCAAUUGAACUUCGAGUCUAACCUAACGGGCAAUUCGCCCGCUGCUACUACCUGGAGCUCACUGAGCCCUGUUGAAUCUCGGAUUUCUACCCCUGGUCUCCCUGAAGAUUGGUCUGUUCCCAUGGAUGCGUCUCCCGCGCGAACCAACGAUUCUUCGCCAGUCAUGGACGGCACUUCGCCUAGCCUCGAUCGCCAGAUGGGCUUGAUGACCACAGAGGAUUCCAAUGGAGUUGCUCUAGGCGACGACAUGUUUGCCCUGCCUCCUUCUUUCUCCCGCCGCUCCAGCGGUGAUGGUGAGUCUUCUGCCCGGGACCACCCGCUAUACAAGUCAGCCUGCCCUAAGGCCGAUGGACUUUUCCACUGUCCAUGGGAGGGCCAGACUAGUUGCAACCACAAGCCCGAGAAGCUCAAGUGCAACUACGACAAAUUUGUUGAUUCUCACCUCAAACCUUACCGAUGCAAGAUUGAGUCAUGUGAGAAUGCCCGGUUUUCCUCGACCGCCUGCCUUCUUAGGCACGAGCGGGAGGCUCACGCUAUGCAUGGUCACGGCGACAAGCCCUACCUCUGCACAUAUGAAGGAUGUGAUCGCGCUGUCCACGGAAAUGGCUUUCCACGCCAGUGGAACUUAAAGGACCACAUGAGACGUGUCCACAAUGACAAUGGAAACUCCCUCAACCAAAUUAGCGGAUCUCCUCCGUCCGGACAUGGAUCUUCCGCACAUUCGGCCAAGGGCCGGAAGCGAAAGAACAAGGACUCUGUAGACAGCACCAGCAGCCGCAAGCAUGCCUCCAGACAUUUUCAGGCACAAGAGGCUGCCAUGAAGGCCGCUGAACAGCCCAUGGUAGAUGAGUGGCAUCAGCACCACAAGGCUCUGCAAACCUACCUACAGGACUACAACGACCCGAGUGCCUUUGACUACUUGCAGCACAUCACCGAGGCUCGGGACCACUUGCAAGCCAUGGGGAGAAUUUCCAACAAGUUGCUUCAAUCCAACAAGGGUUCCAGCAACCAGGACUCCUACAGACGAUCGCACGGACACCACUCUCGCUAAAUGAAUAAAAAAUGAAAGAAAGUGAAACUUGCGGUUCAUAGAGGAUUCAGCAAGCCAAGGAAUUUGCAAGUGCAUACUCCGUACUUUUUUACUUCUACUCCCACCGGUCAGGACACCGCGACGGAAGCUUUUGCUGGCCAGCAGGCUCCGUGAGGAUUAUGUGGAAAACCACCACCGAGCCGAGCCCGGCAUUGGACCUAAGGAUAUAGGUACCGGCGCUACGUCUCAUUGAUUGUAGAGUUUUCCGGAUAGAAACCUGAACAGACCGAAGACAUGCCAAGGGCGUGGGGAGAGUUGAUCCAGGAUAUUUUAACCUGAGAGGACGGAGACAGAUGCCACAGGAGAGG